CACACAGCAGUCCGAAAGCCCUCACUAAACCACAGGUGCCUGAGCACAAAGCAUCGGCUUUGCCAGCAGGAGCUGCUGAGCCUUUUAAGAUGUGGAAAGCGGUCGUGGGACACGACGUGUCCGUGAAGGUUGAGGCUCAGGGGGACGACUGGGAGACUGACCCUGACUUUGUGAACGACAUCUCCGAGAAGGAGCAGCGCUGGGGAGCCAAAACCAUCGCGGGCUCGGGACGCGCUGAGCACAUCGACAUCCAUCAGCUGAGGAGCAAGGUGUCAGAGGAACAUGAGGUCAUCAAGAAGAAGGAGCUGGAAACUGGCCCCAAGGCCUCCUAUGGCUAUGGAGGCAAAUUUGGAACAGAGCAGGACCGGAUGGAUAAGUGUGCAGUGGGCCACGAGUACGUUGCUGCUGUUGGGAAGCACUCCUCACAGACCGAUGCAGCCCAGGGCUUCGGGGGCAAGUUCGGAGUCCAGCGGGACCGAGCUGACAAGUCAGCAGUGGGCUUUGAAUACAAGGGUGAGGUGGAGAAACACUCGUCCCAGAAAGAUUACUCCAAGGGCUUUGGUGGCCGUUACGGUGUGGAGAGGGACAAGGUGGACAAAGCAGCAGUGGGAUUCGACUACAAGAGCCAGGCAGAGAAGCACGACUCUCAGAAAGACUAUUCUGUGGGCUUUGGUGGGAAGUUCGGAGUCCAGAGGGAUCGUCAGGACAAGAGUGCCCUUGGCUGGGACCACCAGGAGGAAGUGCAGCCCCACACAUCCCAAACAGACUACGCCAAGGGGUUUGGAGGCCGUUACGGGGUCCAGAAGGACAGAGUAGAUAAGAGUGCUGGUGGCUUCAACGAGAUGGCAGCUCCCACCUCCUCAUAUGAGAAAACAAGGCCCCUGGAGGCAGGAGCUUCCAGUAGCGCCAGCAGCCUGCGGUCACGGUUUGAAACGCUGGCGAAGUCGGCGGAGGAGGAGAACAGGAGGCAGGCGGAGGAGGAGAGCAGGAGGCAGCACGCCUGGGAUGGCCCAGGAGCUCGGCAGAGGCAGGACAUUCCACAGAGGGAGAAGGACCACGUGGAGACAGCCCCUGCUGCUGUGCCAGAGCGGGGGCCCGGGAGCCGUGACCGGGACAGACCCUUGGCAGGAGGAGAGGAGGGGGCAAAAAGGGAGGAUGAGGAAACACCACCCACUUUGCCACCGAGGCCAGCAGAUCUGGGUGAAGAGCUGUGCAAGGUCCCCAGCCAGGAUCAGCCCAUCUACAGUGAGAGUUUGGAUGACAGUGGAGAUUAUGAGGAGUUGCUAGAGCCCUCUCACUACUGUGAUGGUACCAGUGGAGGUGAUGACUAUGAGGAGCUGCCAGCACCCUCGGGAAAGUUGGAUGCCAUCUAUGACUAUGGAGAAGAUGGAAGUGAGGACUACGAGGUGAUCCUUCCUGAGGAGCCCAGCCAGAGCCAGCCCCACCUGGGGAAACCAGACAGUGUUUAUGAUGUAGAGAGACCUGGGACGUGUGCAGUGGCUCUCUAUGAUUACCAAGGAGAUGGAGAGGAUGAGAUUUCUUUUGACCCUGAUGACACAAUCACACACAUCGAGAUGGUGGAUGAAGGCUGGUGGCGGGGGCAGUGCCGGGGCCGAGUGGGGCUCUUCCCAGCAAAUUAUGUGAAGCUUCUGCAGUGAAACCAGCACUGUCCAGGCUGCUUCCUUCCACCCUUUGUGGCUCUCUUUCCUUCAGCUUUUCACGUGUUGAUGGCUUAAUUUGGCUCAGCCUGGCAUGUCUAAGUGCAGAAAAUAGCAAGGAGCAGACUGUCAGUGUGUUAGGGAGCGUUUUGGCUGCACUCAGGAGGGCUUUGGUUCCCAUCCAUUUCCAGAUGGGAAGGGUGGAAUGGUUUAAGAGCAUGUGAGUGCAAUGUAAGAUGUCCAUAGGCUGUCCCACAUGCCAACCAGCAAGCUUGUGGAAGUGUGUCCUUUCCUGUUCCCAACAGGGCAACUCACAGGAGAGACACACCAAGCCUAGGUCAGUCAAGGCAGAAGGGACAUGAGCUACAGGAGAUAUUUUAAGUUGCUGUGGACCUGGAUCUCAGCUUAUCCAAGGGUCAAGUGAAGGCCAAACUUGCCUUUGUUCCCAAGAACACUAGUUGAGAAAUAAUUAAUAAAUAAUGGUCCCACCAGUUUAAUGAAUAAAUCAUAGGGUCACAGAAUCACAGAAUGGAGGGGGUGUGCAGGGCCCUGCAGAGCUGCUGCAGCCCCAGCCCCUGCUCCAGCAGCUGCCCCUGGCUCAGGGGGCACAGGAACGUGCCCAGGCACAGAAACCUCCCAAGAAGGAGCCUCCACACCCUCCCUGGGCAGCCUGGGCCAGGGCUCCCUCCCCUCAGCACCAAAGGACUUGCUCCUCCUGGGCCAGGGGCACUGCCUGUGUGCCAGCCUGUGCCCGCUGCCCCUUGGGCUGCCACUGCCCAGCACACACCAAAGUGUCACCUCCUGACCCUUUAAGGACCCUUUAGGUACUUGUCAUGUGUUGCUGAGGUGCCCCUGAGCUCAGGCUUCUGUUCCCCAGGCUGAGCAGCCCCAGGGCCCGCAGCCUUUCCUCCUCACACACGUUCCAUCCCCUCAGCAUCUCGGAGCCCUGAUCAUAAGGGAGUCAGAUAUUUGCUGGAGGGUGUGCUGGUCUGAGCUUUCCUGUCUGAGCAUUGCUAUUGCAGUUUGCAAUAUCCUGCUGAUCACACUUGUACGCAGCUUGGUGAAGAAGCAGCUCUACCACCUGAAGGUCCAUAAAGUCUGUAACUGCCCUUUGGGCAGAGUUCCUGUCAGCAGUGUCUGUGUCAGCAGUGUCUGUCACUGCUGUGCUGUCCCUUGCAGCUGUAAUAAACUGCUCCUGUUCUGGCCUGA
Colius striatus (speckled mousebird) is the source of this 2867-nucleotide messenger RNA. Its product is annotated as hematopoietic lineage cell-specific protein-like. NCBI's taxonomy places the organism in Eukaryota, Metazoa, Chordata, Aves, Coliiformes, Coliidae. The record is from RefSeq and is a predicted model, not a curated record. Bases 90 to 1658 code for a protein of 522 amino acids. Gene Ontology annotation, biological process: regulation of actin filament polymerization. The transcript is spliced from 15 exons. Gene Ontology annotation, cellular component: actin filament; cortical actin cytoskeleton; site of polarized growth. Gene Ontology annotation, molecular function: actin filament binding.